This is a messenger RNA of Dracunculus medinensis (Guinea worm), 627 nucleotides long. The record is from the annotation of a GenBank genome assembly. NCBI's taxonomy places the organism in Eukaryota, Metazoa, Nematoda, Chromadorea, Rhabditida, Dracunculidae.
AUGUUUCACAAUACUUUUCAAAGUGGCCUUUUGUCCAUUUUAUAUAGUAUUGGCAGUAAACCAUUGCAAAUUUGGGAUAAAAAGGUACGAAAUGGUCAUAUAAAACGUAUAACUGAUGAAGAAAUUCAGUCGCUGGUUAUUGAGAUUAUUGGUACGAAUGUCAGUACGGCAUAUAUUUCGUGUCCACUUGAUUCAAAUAAAACUCUUGGAAUAAAACUGCCAUAUUUGGUGAUGAUUGUAAAAAAUUUGAAAAGAUAUUUUACAUUUGAAGUACAGAUAUUGGAUGAUAAAAGAGUGAAACGUCGCUUUCGAGCCUCCAAUUAUCAGUCAAAUACUCGAGUUAAGCCAUUUAUUUGUACAAUGCCAAUGCGUUUGGAUGAAGGCUGGAACCAGAUUCAAUUUAAUUUAGCUGAUUUCACAAAACGAGCCUAUGGAACGGCAUAUGUUGAAACUCUUAGAAUUCAGAUUCACGCCAAUUGUCGAAUUCGGAGAGUAUACUUCGCUGAUCGUUUGUAUUCGGAAGACGAACUUCCUGCUGAAUUCAAAUUGUAUUUGCCCAUUCGAGGAAACGCUUCUAGUGGAAUUCGUUUGCUCGAAGAUGACGAAACCCCAACUAUUGCAGCUUAA